AUGGACCGCCACUACUCCCAGGUUCAGGUCGCAUCAGACUUGGAAAAUGGAGAUGUUAAUUUCAAGGUAGGCUUGAAUAGAAAUAAUAUUAAGGAGGUUUGUGUCAAUGGGAAGACACCACAGAAUAUAUCAUCCUCAAUUAUGCGCAAGAAAUCUGAUCCCAUGCUUGUUUCACCAAAUGUGCGGUUUCAAAUGCUUGGUCAUUUCUUGACCAAUCUUCAAGAAGUGAUUCUUGGAACUAAGCUGGCUAUUCUCUUCCCAGCCAUCCCUCUAGCAAUUGCUGCUGACUAUUAUAAGUUUGGAAGACCAUGGAUAUUCGCUUUGAGCUUGCUUGGACUCACCCCAUUAGCAGAGCGUGUCAGCUUCCUCACUGAACAAAUUGCAUACUUCACUGGUCCAACAGUUGGAGGACUCCUUAACGCAACAUGUGGCAAUGCAACAGAGCUGAUAAUAGCAAUGUUUGCUCUUUACCAGAACAAAAUACAUGUCUUGAAGUAUUCUCUUUUGGGUUCCAUUUUGUCAAAUCUCCUUCUAGUUCUUGGGACUUCUCUCCUAUGUGGAGGCCUAGCCAACCUAAGAAAGGAACAAAGAUAUGAUAGAAAGCAGGCUGAUGUGAACUCACUACUUUUAUUACUGGGGUUGUUGUGCCACAUGUUGCCACUGAUGUUCAGAUAUGCCAUAGGGGAAGGAACUUCCACUGCCUAUUCUACCCUUCAGUUGUCCAGAGUGAGCAGCAUUGUUAUGCUUAUAGCAUAUGUUGCUUAUAUCUUCUUCCAGCUAAAAACUCACAGGCAGAUGUUUGAUUCUCAGGAAGAGGAAGAAGAUGAGGAAGAAAAGGCUGUGAUAGGGUUUUGGAGUGCAUUUACUUGGUUGGUUGGCAUGACAAUUAUCAUAGCUUUGUUAUCUGAGUAUGUUGUGGGCACAAUUGAGGCUGCAUCAGAUUCUUGGGGCAUUUCUGUCAGUUUUAUCAGCAUAAUUUUACUGCCUAUAGUGGGGAAUGCUGCAGAACAUGCUGGAUCGAUCAUAUUUGCUUUCAAGAACAAGCUGGACAUAUCUUUAGGUGUUGCUUUAGGUUCUGCCUCUCAAAUUUCAAUGUUUGUGGUUCCUUUAUGCGUUGUUGUUGCCUGGGCAAUGCACGUCCAUAUGGACCUUGAUUUCAGUCUCCUUGAAACCGGUUCUCUUGCUUUCACAAUAAUUAUCACAGCCUUCACUUUACAGGAUGGAACUUCACAUUACAUGAAAGGAAUGCUUCUUUUCCUGAGCUACAUUGUGAUUGCUGCAUGCUUUUUUGUUCAUAAAAUUCCUCAGAAUCAAAUCUCGGAAGGCAAACCAUUCACCGGACUCUUUGCAGCAUAG
Messenger RNA from Dovyalis caffra, 1356 nucleotides. NCBI's taxonomy places the organism in Eukaryota, Viridiplantae, Streptophyta, Magnoliopsida, Malpighiales, Salicaceae. The record is from the annotation of a GenBank genome assembly.